CAAUGCGAUCUUGCUAAUGUCUAGACCAGCCAGAACUUUUUCGAGUAACUUGUAAGGAGUGGAAUACCUUUAGACGUUUCACCUUUAUAAUAUCGUGUUCAGGGCUGAAAAAUAAAUUCUUUUUAAGACUAGUGAGACGCUAAAGGGUUGUUCCCCCCUUCUUUCCGAAAUACCUCCAAUCCUAAAAUUCAGAAAACAAUGAAACUUUCGAGGUGAAUGGAAUACGUAUAGAUAAAAAUUCAUAAUUUUCUGAACGUUCGGGUCGGAGAUAUUUCCUUGAUAAGAUGAAACACACGUAAUUACUUAUUUUAGGUCUCCGUAAACCUGUGAAGUUCCAACAAAGUGUAGUAUAGUUCGCGGGUGUUCCUUGUAAGAAUCGUAUUGGUUUCCGCAAACCCUCUGGGAUUAUGUAUUUUAUUUCCUAACGGAGUUUGCGCACGAUUUCUGGUAACAUGGAUCCUCCAAGUGGUUCACGUCUUUCUCACCCUCCGACGUCCAGUGAAUUUCAGUGUCUUUAGAGAACGAAAGAUCCGUGUGCUGUAUUGUUGCACAUCUGUUACUGUUGUGGAAUUGUUUCGUCUCCGAUAAAAUGUCUCAGGCUUAUCUCCACGCGUGCGAACGAGCAGAAUUGUUGGGGUUGCCGAUACCCAACGAGGAAGAGUGGAAAGAGUCGCAGAAGACAGAGGAUGAAAAUCAUGCCAAUGACGGGGACGAUGAUAAGAUGAUCCAGAACUUAGACACUUCCGUCGAAGCCGCACAACGAAUCAGUGGUGGAUUAGACGAAUUGAACAGUAUUCUGAAUGCAACACAGAAAAAGAUUAACAGAUUCAAGACUGUUUGUGGCAGCUUGGGUAGCUUCAUCAAAGUGAAGGUGAUUUUCAAAGACAAUUUUCCAGAGCACAAGAUUACUGGACCAAGUCACAACGAGACAGAGAUUAACAAUAAAACGGAAACAAACGAUGAACAAUUAACAGUAGACUUAUCAGAUGAUAAGCAAACUGUAGGAAACAUAGAAUCUGAACCAACACCAUUGAAAAAGAUAGAUCUUAACGAAAAAAUGGGAUCUCAUCUAGAUAAAUUGGAUAGUCUUAUCACAAAAGCGGAGAAUGCUCAAUACAGUAUGCAACACCAAACGAAACAAAUGAAAGAGUUUCUAAAAUAAGAAUGAGAAGUCUAAAGAGAGUAUCUUAUCCUAUCACUAUCAGUUCUCUUUGAUUUGUUGCUACUAGUAUAUGCUUGAUAAAACAUAAUUUAUUGCUAGUCAGUGUAAAGACAUGUAUUGUAGAGUUAGACAUCGAUCUACAAAGAGAAGAAAAGCUAUUUCACCGAAAUGUUCAUCAGAUUUCAAGAAUUUAUAUAUAUAUAUAUAUAAAAGUUCCCUUUGAAAAAGAA
Megalopta genalis is the source of this 1392-nucleotide messenger RNA. RefSeq lists its product as uncharacterized. Lineage: Eukaryota; Metazoa; Arthropoda; Insecta; Hymenoptera; Halictidae. The record is from RefSeq and is a predicted model, not a curated record.